Molecule: messenger RNA, 312 nt
Organism: Lobosporangium transversale
Lineage: Eukaryota; Fungi; Mortierellomycota; Mortierellomycetes; Mortierellales; Mortierellaceae
Product: ribosomal protein S21e
Exons: 3
Coding region: 55-312 (85 amino acids)
Biological process (GO): translation; endonucleolytic cleavage in ITS1 to separate SSU-rRNA from 5.8S rRNA and LSU-rRNA from tricistronic rRNA transcript (SSU-rRNA, 5.8S rRNA, LSU-rRNA); endonucleolytic cleavage to generate mature 3'-end of SSU-rRNA from (SSU-rRNA, 5.8S rRNA, LSU-rRNA)
Cellular component (GO): cytosolic small ribosomal subunit; ribosome
Molecular function (GO): structural constituent of ribosome
Source: RefSeq, a predicted model, not a curated record
GUUCCUCCUCUACUCUUGCUUGAAAGAAUCAUCCUAAGGAACCUAUUCGUUGCCAUGGAGACCCCUCAGAUCACUCUCGAGACCUACACCCCCCGCAAGUGCUCCGCCACUAACCGCCUCAUUGGCGCCAAGGAUCAUGCCUCCGUCCAGAUCAACAUCGGCGAUGUUGACGAGAACGGCCGCUACACUGGAUCCUUUACCACCUAUGCCCUCUCUGGUUACGUUCGUGCCCAGUCUGAGGCUGAUGACUCGAUCAACCGCCUUGCUACCAAGGAUGGUCUCUUGUCCAUGGUCUGGAGCUACCAGAAGUAA